CUGGGGAGGUUGGACCGGGUGAGGGAUGGGGCCGGCGAUGCGGAGACCGAGAGCCCCGAUCCCGCUACCCUCAGCGGGGGGCUGCCCCGGGCCCUACCAGCUGGAGAGCCCCGGCCCAGCCCCCUGGAAUAGACCCCCGAACUUCGCCCCCCUAGAACGCCCCCUGUUUCCAGCCUGUCCCAAGGGCCGGCCCGGACGGCUCCAGCGCCACCUCCUGAGCGGCGAAUUCGACCAGCUGCGAGACUUCUCCAUCUUUGAGAGCAACUUCGUGCAGGUGACCCGGUUAGGAGAAGUCGCCAACAAGGUCACCAUGGGGGUGGCAGCCUCCAGUCCAGCCCUGGAACUCCCAGACCUGUUGCUGCUGGCAGGCCCCACCAAGGAGAAUGGACGCCUGCAGCUCUUUGGGCUGUUCCCCUUGCAGUUCGUCCAGCUCUUCGUCCACGACGAGAGCCGCUGCCAGCUCAAGGUCAAGUUCCGCACCGGCCGCGCCUUCUACCUGCAGCUGCGGGCGCCGCCCGAGACCCGCGACCGCGAGUUCGGCCAGUGGGUGCGGCUGCUCUACCGCCUGCGCUUCCACUCGGCCCAGGGAGCCGUGCCCUUCACGCAGGAGUACUCGGCGCUGGAGGACGGCGAGGAGGACGAGGAGCCGACGGAGCGCGAGGAGGCCAUGGAGACCAGACUCGACCCACAGACCUCUGAACUCUGGGGGCUCUGAUUCCUCUAGCCUUUGAGGUCACCAAAGGACCAGAGGUCAAAGCCCCCUACCUCAGGGCGGGAAAGAUGAAUUAUUAAAGUUAAUAAAGAUCGGCCACUUAAGAACCAACAACCAGGUCGUCAGCCGUUUGCCAUGGUCACCAAUUCAAUGCAUUUCCAGUGUGGCCGCCUGGGCGUGGUCUUGGUUCACGUGUCUGGCUCCUGGGCCAUGAGACCCCGUGCCCGCCAUUCCUUCAUGGCUCCCCCACUACAGCAGCCUUCCCAGUUUGGCCUUUGGCUCCUCUCUGCCUCAUUGUGGUUGCCACUGCGGCGGCCAGCCUCCCUAGUCUCAGAGGGCAGCCUCCACCCUGGUCUGGGGUUCGCCUCUGACCUCUGCAGUUGCCAUGGCAACGUGGUCGCCUCACUAAAGGAGCUGUUCCAAGAUGGGGCCUCAACGUGCUCUGUUCUAUCUGGGCUGCCUUAUUCUGGUCGCCCCUCCAACCUGGCUGU
Messenger RNA from Diceros bicornis minor, 1203 nucleotides. It is a transcript of the gene GARIN5A, whose product is annotated as golgi associated RAB2 interactor 5A. Gene Ontology annotation, cellular component: nucleus. The transcript is spliced from 4 exons. NCBI's taxonomy places the organism in Eukaryota, Metazoa, Chordata, Mammalia, Perissodactyla, Rhinocerotidae. The record is from RefSeq and is a predicted model, not a curated record. The coding region runs from base 26 to 715 and encodes 229 amino acids.